This is a messenger RNA of Lolium perenne, 783 nucleotides long. The record is from RefSeq and is a predicted model, not a curated record. Lineage: Eukaryota; Viridiplantae; Streptophyta; Magnoliopsida; Poales; Poaceae.
AUGGCUCGAGAAUUUGAGGCACUCGCCCUCAAUGGCCACAACUACCCUACUUGGGCCAUGGACACGAAGAUCGCUCUUGCAUCUCGUGGGAUAGUGCGUGCAAUCCAGGCUGAGCAGGAUCCACUGCCCGCUGGAGUCACGCCACUAACAGAUGAACAGAAGUAUACCGCCUUAUACAUUAUAAGGCACCAUAUUCACCCAGAUCUCAAGUCUGAUUACUUGGAGGAGGAAUCCCCUAGUACCCUGUUUCGAGGCCCUCAAAACGAGGCUGAAAAGCAUGAUGAGCUACUCGCUAAGAAUGGCUCUCAGCGUCCGGUUGGUUCUCAACCUCUACCUGAAGUUCAUAUGAAUGUCGCGAACGGACGAAAGUUUGAUGGUGGUUUCAAAGGAAAGCCCUCGAACUUCAAUGGUAAGCGAAAGCGCAACCGGAACAGGAAGCCCAGAAACUCAGACCGUGGGAAAGGCACCGCAAAGUCCAAGUUUGACAAAUCUAAGCUUUGCGACAAGUGUGGAUGCUAUAUGCACCCCACUGACAAGUGCAAGACCCCAAGGCAUCUGGCCAUUCUGUACCAACAAUCCCAUGGACGCAACGCACCUCGAGGGAAAAGGUUUGAAGCCAACUUCAACCUUCAUCCAGAUGGCACCGAUGGAGCUGGCUGUUCGCAAGACGUUCCCUCGGGACCAAGCAACGCCGUUACUCUCCUUCCAUCAAAGGACCCUGCAGGAACGGAGGACAUGAUGGUUGAGUACACCUCAACCGACGUGUUUGGAGACUUCGACUAG